UAGACUGCGUUGUCAGGGGUGACGUGUCCCGGUGACAGCCUGGCAGGAAGUGGAGCAGAUCUCACCCAGGCAAAGAGAUGCUGAAGAAGUUCGAUAAGAAGGACGAGGAGUCCGGUGGUGGCUCCAACCCUUUCCAACACCUCGAGAAAAGUGCAGUCCUGCAGGAGGCUCGUUUGUUUAACGAGACUCCCAUCAACCCAAGAAAAUGCGCUCACAUCUUAACCAAGAUACUUUAUUUGAUAAAUCAGGGGGAGCACAUGGGUGCCACAGAGGCAACAGAAGCUUUCUUUGCCAUGACCAAACUGUUCCAAUCAAAUGAUCCGACGCUUCGAAGAAUGUGCUACCUCACUAUAAAAGAGAUGGCCAGCAUUUCCGAGGACGUGAUCAUUGUCACUAGCAGUUUGACCAAAGACAUGACCGGGAAGGACGACAGUUACAGGGGGCCAGCUGUGAGAGCGCUGUGUAAAAUCACAGAUAGUACCAUGCUGCAGGCUAUUGAACGCUACAUGAAACAAGCCAUAGUGGACAAAAUUCCUAGUGUAUCCAGUUCUGCAUUGGUCUCCUCUCUGCACCUGCUGAAGACAAGCUUUGACGUUGUGAAGCGCUGGGUAAAUGAAGCCCAAGAAGCUGCUUCCAGUGAUAACAUCAUGGUUCAGUAUCACGCUCUGGGGCUCCUUUAUCACGUGCGCAAAAAUGACCGUCUGUCUGUCAACAAGAUGUUGAGCAAAUUCAUGCGCCAUGGUCUGAAGUCCCCCUUUGCCUACUGCAUGAUGAUUCGAGUGGCAAGCAAGCUAUUGGAAGAAGAAGAUGGAAACCGGGACAGCCCCCUCUUUGAUUUUAUUGAGAGCUGCCUGAGAAAUAAGCAUGAAAUGGUUGUAUACGAAGCAGCCUCUGCCAUAGUGAAUCUCCCUUCUUGCACCGCCAAAGAACUUGCGCCUGCAGUGGCUGUUUUGCAGCUGUUUUGUAGUUCCCCCAAAGCAGCUCUUCGAUAUGCUGCUGUUCGGACACUCAAUAAGGUGGCCAUGAAGCACCCAUCGGCUGUAACUGCUUGCAACUUGGAUUUGGAAAACCUGGUGACGGACUCCAACCGAAGCAUCGCCACCCUGGCAAUUACCACCCUGCUGAAAACCGGCAGCGAGAGCAGCAUUGACCGACUCAUGAAGCAGAUUUCCUCCUUCAUGUCUGAAAUCUCAGACGAGUUCAAGGUGGUUGUGGUGCAGGCGAUCAGUGCUCUUUGUCACAAGUAUCCCCGCAAACAUGCCGUCAUGAUGAAUUUCUUAUUCACAAUGCUAAGGGAAGAGGGCGGAUUCGACUACAAGCGAGCGAUCGUUGACUGCAUCAUCAGCAUUAUCGAGGAGAACCCUGAAAGCAAAGAGACCGGCUUGUCCCACCUGUGUGAGUUCAUAGAGGACUGCGAAUUCACCGUCCUGGCCACUCGUAUCCUGCACCUCCUGGGACAGGAAGGCCCGAGAACCAACAACCCUUCCAAGUACAUUCGCUUCAUUUACAAUCGCGUCAUACUGGAGAAUGAAGAAGUGCGAGCAGGUGCUGUCAGUGCUCUUGCCAAAUUUGGUGCCCAAAACGAAGACAUGUUACCUAGUGUCUUGGUGCUGCUGAGAAGAUGCGUCAUGGACGAUGAUAAUGAAGUAAGGGACAGAGCUACGUUUUAUCUGAGCAUUUUAGAGCACAAACAGAAAGCUCUCAACUCUACCUACAUCCUAAAUGGGCUGUCUGUGUCCAUCCCUGGACUGGAAAGGGCUUUACAGCAGUAUACCCUGGAACCAUCAGAGAAACCAUUCGACAUGAAGUCUGUUCCAUUGGCAACAGCCCCUCUGGCUGAACAGAGAAUAGAAAAUGCCCCUGUCACAGCUGUCCGGCAACCUGAGAAAGUGGUGUCCACAAGGCAAGAUAUAUUCCAAGAGCAACUUGCGGCUGUUCCAGAAUUUAAAGGCCUUGGCCCGUUGUUCAAGUCAUCUUCGGAACCUGUUGCGCUUACUGAAUCAGAAACGGAAUACGUUGUGCGCUGUACAAAGCACACGUUUGUAAAUCACAUGGUGUUCCAGUUUGAUUGCACCAACACACUGAACGAUCAGAUCCUGGAGAAUGUCACCGUGCAGAUGGAGCCUACAGAGGGCUAUGAAGUCAUCUCCUGCAUCCCAGCUAAAAGCCUUUCAUAUAAUCACCCUGGAACAUGCUACACCUUGGUGUCUGUACCUGAAGAGGACCCAUCGGCAUUUUCAUGUACUUUUAGCUGUCUGAUGAAAUUCACAGUAAAGGAUUGUGACCCAAAUACUGGAGAAGCAGAGGAGGAUGGUUAUGAAGAUGAGUAUGUGCUGGAAGACGUAGAGGUCACAGUCGCUGACCACAUACAGAAAGUUUUGAAGCCAAACUUUGGUGCCGCCUGGGAAGAAGUGGGAGAUGAGUUUGAAAAAGAAGAAACGUUCAAUUUAUCCACUAUUAAAACAUUAGAAGAGGCAAUCGGCAAUGUAGUCAAAUUCCUUGGAAUGCAGCCCUGUGAGCGAUCGGAUAAAGUUCCAGAAAACAAGAAUGCUCACACACUGUAUCUUGCAGGUGUGUUCCGGGGUGGGCACGACAUCUUGGUUCGGGCCAAAUUCGUCCUGACAGACACGGUGACCAUGCAAGUCACGGCACGCAGCAAAGAAGAAUUUCCAGUGGACGUCAUUUUGGCUGCCGUGGGUUAAGAAAAAAUAAUUCCGCGUUUACACUACAUAAUCUACGCACGCAAAGGGAUUUGCAGUUUAACAUUUUGCGUGCCAGAGGGAAUAGCAUUACUUUGCUUGUCUCUCUCAUACGCAAAAAAAAAAUUAAAAAACCCACAAAACAUUUAACCAGUGAUUGCCAUGCGCGUACGGAAACAUCCCGGCGUCGCGUGUGCAAAGCCCUGCCAUUAGUAACCUGACCAGAGCAGUCAUUUUUCUUUUCUUCCAAGCUGGCGUUAUGACGGAUGAACAGGAAGACCACAUCUUUGUUAAAUCAAAUGAUCCAAGGAGGGGUUCUUCUUUUAUAAUGUACAACUAUACAAAAAAUAUAUCUCUUCUUUUUCUCCAUUCUGUUUAAAUUAUUGACUCUGCUGAACGUCGAUUUCACAUUUAGUUUUCAAAAGCAACUGAAAUUAAAUUUCCCUGAAUUGUGAAAGUUCCGCGUAUGUCGUGCGAACGUAGAAAUACUAGAUGCAGCAUCUCAUCAACUUUUUAACACAGUUAGAUGCUGCAUCUCUUAUCUGAUCCCUUCUGCUCCAAAAGUGUGUGUAUCUUUUUUAUAUACUGUAUAACUCGCCAUUUUUAGCUGCCUCGGCUAGUAUUCAAAAAAGGAUACAAACAUUUCGAUGUGUAUAAAGAGAUUUUCAUGCUUCAUUGUAUAAGCGAUAGAUAAAUUGUUGGAUCUGUGGGGCUUACGAUUAUGUGACAUGGUUGUGAAGUGUCAAAAGUACCUGGACGGGUUAUCUGUAAUCUUUCUCUUGUAGUGAAACCUGCUACUCGUAUAUGAAAUUGCAGUCUGGUUCUUUCUAGCUUUUUUUUUUUUUGGGGGGGGGGUCUUAUCCUGUCUUUUUUCCCCGAACCUUGGUACAUGCAAAUCUUUUACACCAUCAGGAUAAUAAUCAAAAUUAAAAUAACAGAAUUUGUUGGCCAAGAUCAUGCUAAGGAAUAAAUGACAUCUGCAUCGAAGGAACCUGUAAAAAUACCUGCCUAUGUUCCCUAUAUGAUUUCUAUUUUUGCUUUCUUUGUAUGCAAAAUGUAAACAUUUGGCAUAAUAACGCUCAAUAAAAAAAAAGGGGGAAAAAAAUCAAAA
Molecule: messenger RNA, 3810 nt
Organism: Spea bombifrons (plains spadefoot toad)
Lineage: Eukaryota; Metazoa; Chordata; Amphibia; Anura; Pelobatidae
Gene: COPG1
Product: COPI coat complex subunit gamma 1
Exons: 24
Coding region: 78-2702 (874 amino acids)
Biological process (GO): endoplasmic reticulum to Golgi vesicle-mediated transport; organelle transport along microtubule; intra-Golgi vesicle-mediated transport
Cellular component (GO): endoplasmic reticulum-Golgi intermediate compartment; Golgi membrane; COPI vesicle coat
Molecular function (GO): structural molecule activity
Source: RefSeq, a predicted model, not a curated record